Papilio polytes (common Mormon) is the source of this 2002-nucleotide messenger RNA. RefSeq names its product organic cation transporter protein-like. Gene Ontology annotation, cellular component: membrane. The transcript is spliced from 7 exons. The record is from RefSeq and is a predicted model, not a curated record. NCBI's taxonomy places the organism in Eukaryota, Metazoa, Arthropoda, Insecta, Lepidoptera, Papilionidae. Gene Ontology annotation, biological process: transmembrane transport. Gene Ontology annotation, molecular function: transmembrane transporter activity. The coding region runs from base 320 to 1918 and encodes 532 amino acids.
GCUAGUGUGCGGUCGGCUACGCUAGCGCCAAGUUAUAGUUAUACGAGUUUUGUCAAGAGCGUAUGUCACACGCGUUCGUAAGUCGCCGGCCGGUCAAAACGUUUAUUACUUUAAAAAUCUCGUUGUCUUCUAUUAUACCAUUGUUUAAACCACAUAAUUAGACUUGUUAUAUUGUGCACGUGUUGUAUUUGGAACGAUAUAUUGAUAUAUUUAAACAUUCAGAUGGACAUUGAAUGUGUUGUGAAAUAGGGCAUGGUGUCCGUUUUACAUCGCUAGGAUCGAAGAGCGAACAUUCUGAAAGUUUCCGUAUACCUGUACUAUGGAAAGCAAGAAACCAAUCAACUUGGACUCUGUGUUGGAAAGUCUUGGUCCAUACGGACGUUAUAAUCUAUUGAAUUUCGUCCUACUUCUGUUCCCGGUAUUACUAAGCAGCUUCUAUGAGUGUGGAUUUAUAUUUGAAGCUCAAGAACAGACUUACAGAUGCAAAGUUAAUGGCUGUGAAGAAAGAUUCAAUGACACGUCGUGGCUUGAUUACGCUAUACCAAAUAACACUAAAACAAACCGGCCUGAUAUGUGCACUAGAUAUGCCACCAUAAAUGACACCCUACAGCAAUGCACGCCUGAUGAAUUUCUAAAUAAAACUGUUCCAUGUGACAGUUUUGUGUACGAAGAAGGACGAUCUUUUGUUAAAGAGUUCGAUUUAGGUUGUCAGGAAUGGAAGAGGGCGCUAGUGGGCACCGUCCACAACUCCGGCAUGUUCGCCGCAAUGUUGGUAACGGGGGCGAUAUCUGAUCGCUUCGGCCGCAAGGUGGCGGUUGGGAUAGCGUCAAUUGCCAGCCUUAUAUUCGGUAUCGGCAGAGCCUUCACAAAUAAUUACCUGGCGUAUUUAGCUAUGCAUUUCCUGGAAGCUGGCUUUGGAGGAGGAUUGUACCCAUCUGCGUAUGUUCUGGCUGUGGAAUUAGUAGGAUUGAAGCAACGUGUGAUAGUCUCCGCAAUGUGCAACAUGACAUUCGUAGUUGGUGAGAUAUUACUAGCUCUGCUCGCCUGGUUCGUCGACAGUUGGCGGCAUUACAUCAUCAUUCUAUACACUCCUGCGAUCCUGGUAGCUGUAUACGUCUGGUUCAUGAAUGAAAGUGCCAGAUGGCUACUAAGUAAGGGAAGACGAGAUGAAGCGGUUAAAAUAUUAAAAAGUGCAGCUAAAAUUAAUAAUUUAGACCCAAGGAAAUUAGAAUUAGACUCAUUGGGUGAUCCACUACUUGAUCCGAAGAAUCAGACUGUGGAUAAAAAGUCGCAGUUCUCUAAAGCGAUUCGUUCAACUAUUAUAUGGAAGAGACUGGUUAUCUGUUCGUUUUUGUGGAUGACUUGUUCAUUGGUUUAUUAUGGAUUAUCAAUAAACGCAAUGUCACUUAGUGCUAAUAAAUAUGUUACUUUUAUGUUGGUAGUUGUGGUUGAAAUACCAGCGUAUGUUAUAGUUGUGGUUGUGUUGGACAAAUAUGGAAGGAAAAAGACUUUGGUUGUGAAUUACGUUUUGUGCGCGGUCACCAAUUUGCUGUUCGCAUUUCUACCGAAAUCUGACUGGUGGUCGAUUCCAAUCUAUCUGGUUGGCAAAUGGAGUGUUACACUCGCGUACAGUUCUGUAUACAUCUACGUGUCGGAAGUAUUCCCUACCAACAUGCGACAGACGUUGAUCAGCUUCUGUUCUACCGCUGGCAGGAUAGGAUCUCUUGUAGCGCCGAUGACACCGUUAUUGCAUGAAUAUCACAGUUCAAUGCCGACGGUGAUAUUUGGAGGUAUGUGUCUCAUAUCGAGUAUGUUAGUGCUGAUGCUACCAGAGACAAGGAACAUGCGACUACCAGACACGAUAGAAGAAGCGGAAGAACUUUCUAGAAUGAAAACUAGAUCCGUCGACAGUUCAUAGAGUAAAAAUGUGAAUUCAUAGACAAUUUAGAGAUGUCCGAGAAUUAUGCUGCAUGUUUUUUUCUGUUACCGAUCUGUUGUGAAC